This is a messenger RNA of Gracilinanus agilis (Agile Gracile Mouse Opossum), 1956 nucleotides long. It is a transcript of the gene PIGZ, whose product is annotated as phosphatidylinositol glycan anchor biosynthesis class Z. NCBI's taxonomy places the organism in Eukaryota, Metazoa, Chordata, Mammalia, Didelphimorphia, Didelphidae. The annotation marks the transcript as partial. Gene Ontology annotation, molecular function: alpha-1,2-mannosyltransferase activity. Gene Ontology annotation, biological process: GPI anchor biosynthetic process. The record is from RefSeq and is a predicted model, not a curated record. Gene Ontology annotation, cellular component: endoplasmic reticulum membrane. The transcript is spliced from 2 exons.
ACUCUCUAGCCCAGGAAGAGGUUCUGGCCUCACUCGGUUCCGCUGGGUUCUGCUCCGCUCUGGACGUGCUGGCCAUGUGGGCCUCCCGAGUGCUCUGGGGAAGCCUGGGCUUCCUGCGCAUCGCCUGGUGUCUCCUCCCGCAGACGGGCUACAUCCAUCCCGAUGAAUUCUUCCAGUCGCCCGAGGUCAUGGCAGAAGACGUCCUGGGCCUCGAGGUCUAUCGUCCCUGGGAAUUCCUCCCCAGCUCGCCCUGCCGAUCCGUCGUGUUCCCUCUGUUGACCAGCGGCUCCGUGUUCUGGCUGCUGGAGCUGCUGGAGCAGCUGGACCUCUGGCCAGGCUCGGUCAGCAGCUACACCCUGCUGGUGGGGCCCCGCCUGGUCUUCACGGCCCUUUCCUUUGCCUUGGACUGGGCCGUGUACCGGGCGGCCCCUCUCUGGGGGGCUGAUCCGUGGAACGCCCUGGUCCUGCUGGCCGGCUCCUACGUCACGCUGGUCUUCUACACGAGGACCUUGGCCAACGCCAUGGAGGGCCUGCUGUUCAUGUGGCUGUUGGUGCUGGUCUCGCCGGGCACGGGGAGUGACGAGGCAGAUGGGAAAGCGAGUCCCAGGGCUGGGAGGCACAGCUGGCUCCUGGGGGCCUUGGUGGCUGCAGGGUUCUUCAACAGGCCCACGUUCUUGGGGUUUGCCCUUCUGCCCCUGCUCUUCUGGUCCAAUGGCUGCACCACAGUGUUGGCUCUUAGUAUGAAGACUCUGGUCCAGAGCAUGCUGGAACUGCUCCCCGGGGCCAUGCUGGUGGCUGCCAUGUUUGUGGCUGUAGAUACAUGGUACUAUUCCUCCCGGCUGGGGCUGGGCCCCCACCUUGUCCUGACUCCCGCCCACUUCCUCAGCUACAACCUGGACCCCCAGAACCUGGCCCAACAUGGCACCCACCUCCGCCUCACUCACCUGGCCAUCAAUGGCAUCUUGCUUUUUGGGAUUCUGCACCUCGAGGCGGUAAUGGCUGCCUGGAGAGCCCUGAAGGAAAGCUUCGCCCUCUUGGCUCAGCCUCAGGCUCCUUGGGCCCAUGCCUGGACCAUCCUGAACAGGCAGAAUGUCCUCCUCCUCUUCUACUUUGUCCCCCUGGCUCUGCUCUCCCUCUUCAGCCACCAGGAGCCCCGGUUCUUGGUCCCCCUCUUGGGGCCCUUGGCUCUGUUCAGCAGUCAGAAGGGCCGUGGGGGUGCCUGGUGGAGAGCCCCCACGGUCACUGUCUUCAACAUUCUUGGGGCCUUGUUCUUUGGCUGCCUUCACCAGGGUGGCCUAGUCCCUUGCCUGUCCCAUUUGGAGCACAGUAUCCACUCUGCAGCUCCCAAAGGCCAGCUCUCCCACUUCACCCUCCUCUUCACUCACACCUACAUGCCACCCCGAUACCUCCUCUAUCUGCGAGGGCAGGAGCCCCCUGUGGAGGUCAUUGACCUCGGAGGGGCUGAGAGUGGGGCCCUUUGCCAGACCCUCGACCAGCUCACCAGCCAGUCCAUCUGCACCGUUGCUGGGGGAGAUCGGCUCUGCCGAGUCUUUGUGGUGACCCCUGGGACAGCCAGGGAGGCCGUGGCAACCUGUCCCUUCCACCUGAGGAAUGAGACCCGGGUGUUUCCCCACCUGACCCUGGAGGACCCGCCUGUGCUCUCUGACCUGAUGGGCAGUGACUGGAGGGACUCUCUUGAACUCUAUAUUCUUGAAGUGGGAGAACGGAGGGAGCAAUGACCUUUUGGUAAGGGGGUGAAGCCGCCUCCUCAUCUGGGUGCCCCUGGAAGCUACUUUGCCUAGUAAGACUUGUUUGGUCCCUGCUCCUUCGGUGGUGUCCCCAGCAGGACCCUCAGGCAGACUGACUUGGUACCAAAGCAUGUUUCCAUCCCAGGCAUAAGCCACAACUCUCUAGAACCCGAGCCAAAGACAACUCUUUGUUGGCCAAGCUCUGACC